AUGAAAUCAGCAAUCAAAAUGUUAUCUAUCAUCCUAAUCCUAUUAGCAUUGUCAUUUAGUGUGACUAAUGCUGCUUUAUCAUGUUAUUCAUGUACUGAUUGUGGAACUUCAUGGGAUAUAUCUAAAACUACUGUAGUUGCAACAUCCGGUUCCAGUGAUUAUUGUCGUAAAACAGUAACAGGAAAUACUGUUACUAAAGAUUAUGCGUCCAGUUGUACACCAGCUAAUAUACUUGGCAAUGGAAUUUUUUGCUGCCAAACAGAUUUAUGUAAUUCAGGAAGUAAACAAUCAAUAACAAUGAUGAAUCUUGGAUUUUUAACCGCUUCAAUAUGGGCAAUUUAUCAUUAUAUGUAUUAAACUUCAAAAUAUACUAAUAUAAACAUAAAUUAUCUUGAAUAUAUUUAAUAAAAUAAAUAAGAAUAAAACAUUUAUCAAAAUAAUUAUUUUCAUUAGAAAUAGAAAACGGAAAAAAAUACCAUUUAAAAUCGCAUUCAUCUGAUUCUGAUAGAUCAUACAUCCAUUCUCACGUAUCUUCAGAUUUUUAACGACGUAGAAUACUAAUUAAGAAAUAUAUUCUCGAUUGUUUGAAAAACAUUUCAUCCAUUAGUCAGUAUUGAAAGAAAAAAGUCUUGGUAAUAUAUUAUUAAUGGAAAACGUUUAUUUCAAUUUUUAAAAGUAAUUUUCUUAUUGUUCAAAAACAAUAGAUCUCGAUAUUCUAAUAAACGGAGUGCUAAUAGCCA
Molecule: messenger RNA, 740 nt
Organism: Adineta steineri
Lineage: Eukaryota; Metazoa; Rotifera; Eurotatoria; Adinetida; Adinetidae
Source: the annotation of a GenBank genome assembly